Owenia fusiformis is the source of this 564-nucleotide messenger RNA. The record is from the annotation of a GenBank genome assembly. NCBI's taxonomy places the organism in Eukaryota, Metazoa, Annelida, Polychaeta, Sabellida, Oweniidae.
UCAGCUUGCUCAGUUGAACCAGCUGAACCAACUCAAUCAGAUGGCAGUCUUACAAGCCCAACAACAACAGCAACAACAACAACAGAGGGGCGUUAUUGACCCACGUCUCCAAGCAGCAGCCAGUGCACGUGCUGCCACCUUUCAGCAGUCGCCUCAAGUUAUGAAUUCACAACGUAGCCCCAAUAUGUUGAAUGUUAACAUGGCGGCAGCUGCGGUCUUAGGUAGAUCUCUGUCCCCUCUACCCCCAGGAGCUACAAGUCCGGGACUACCCCCAAGGAGUCCAUUACCGUGGAUGCAACAAUCUACAAGUCCGUUACCAUUCGCCAAUAAUAAUUUUUCAAAGUGGUUUGGAAAUGAUGUCUUAAAGCAACAACUACCCACAAUGCCUCCAUUGCCAGCUGCAGGCAAAAAAGUUAUGACUCUUGAUGAGAUAGAACGCCAGCAGCAGCAAAUGGUUACGCACUGAAUAAUGUGAGCAGCCACAUAGAAGUUACGAAUGACCACAUCUUGAAUAAUUUCACAAAAGCAUUUGCUUGCUUGAAACUAUUGAUUAUUGUAAAAUCA